Molecule: messenger RNA, 4434 nt
Organism: Seminavis robusta
Lineage: Eukaryota; Bacillariophyta; Bacillariophyceae; Naviculales; Naviculaceae
Source: the annotation of a GenBank genome assembly
AUGGCGUCCCGUCAGGGCCGAUACCAAAACCGUGAGCGCAAGAAGCGUCAAAUUGUGUUUUCUCCAUCUUCCAAACAGGAGAGGGAUCAAAAGGGACGCCGUAUCUUCUCUCCUCGUUCGCUUCUUUCUCCUGGCAAGAAAAAGAGCGGCGAAACCAAUGACGAGGCGUCGCAGCCCAGAAAUCUCUUUGGCAGAAAAACCAGGGCUUCGGCAAGGGCAUUGGCAGCAGAAGUUCCGUCGACACCAGAACCAGCACCCUCACCAGCAGCAUUCUUUCGCAGAAGAAUGACAAGGGCGGGCAAAGCUGCAGAAGUUCCGUCGACACCGGAACCAAUCAUUGGCAGAAGAACGACAAGAGCAUCGGCUGCAGCUCCGCCGUCGACACCAGAACCAGCACCAGCACCAGCACCAAUCAUUAGCAGAAGAACGACAAGAGCAGCUGCAGCUGCACCAGCACCAGCGCCAAAACCAGCCAACAAACCGAAUCUGGUGGAAAAGUGCAAAGCAAACGGAUUGAAGCUAGAACACUCGUGGGCACUUUGUGCGCUGAAGUGCGGCCCAGACCAAAAGGCAACGAGUCAUUGGAAGAAAGGACCUUGCGAAUGCCACGAUCCUCCGAUUCAGUGCAAACGAUGCUGUUCAGUGUGUAAGGUGACCUCUAGAAAAGGCUUCAUGAAAUUGGAGAUCAAUACGUCGGCGGCGCCUCUUGUGUCGCCACCAAGUCCGAGGAUGUCCAAGACGAGAGCGCAAGAGAAAAUUGACCAAACAAACCAAGAGCUGGAGCAGGAUUUUGGUUUUGAUUGCGUCGAUGAGACAACGUAUCAACCGCCUGAAACCCUCCGAGAUGUCGCUCGUUACCUUGGCAUUCCAGGAGAGUUGAACAUGCCGAGCACAAGACAUUGGGAUUCAGCCGAACAGGCGCAAGAGUUCUUUGUUGGAGACCCUCGCGCCUCGCUUCGCUUGGUGAAUUCAAUGGCGGUGACUUGUUCCAAAGUGAUUGACUUUGGACUCAGUAAGAGUGCAAAGUCAGCUUCAUUGAACGCUUCCAUGCAGCGACAAGUUGGACUGGCUCUUAUCAGGAGAUCCCGACAGACGAUGGCAUCGGCAAAAGCAGCGACUGCUGCUUCGAGCAACGCCUUGGUAGCGGCAAUGAAUGGAAGCGACUCGGAUGACGAUAGCAGCGAUUCGUUUGCCCCGUCGAGUGAAUCUGAUGACAGCUUUGGUCAGUUCGGCGAAACUUCACUCGCAGAUCCUUUGAUCGGCUUUGACCCAGACUUUGCCAUCGAAGAAAGAGACAAGUUGGUGGCCUCCCUGCUGAAAAUCUGUAAUGCGCAUUCAAAUCGAAAGCGGCACGCCGAAUACAGGACGGCCCGAGCCGUGUUGGUCGACGGCACGAAAGCCAAGCAUUUGAAUUCCAUUCGGCAGCAGAACGGUCACAAGCAGUUCGGAAGAGAGUCAAGGAAGAGAGCAACGCAAGAUUUCGAGCUUGCUGGUGGUGGCAAGGCACUUAUUCCGCCUCCCAUCACAAGGAAACGGGUCAGCGACCUGACUCUCACUCACGCUCUGAUGGUGAUGCUGAGCACCGACAAUGUUGGCCUAUGGUCGUGGGGUACGAAGACUGUCAAUGUCUCGUCUCGAAACGGUCAACUGAAAGACCGAUUUGAAUUGCCGAAGGUCUUCACGAGAAGAUCAAAACAAGAUAUCUAUUAUCAUUACAAGGCAACCUUUGAGGGCGAUGACGUGGACCGACCAAAUUGGAAACCAAUCGGUCGUACAUUGUUUAUGGAAAUCCUAAGCCUCGUUGUGUCUGGCGACAGUGGGAUGCUGACGGCCGUUGACUACGUGACGAGCAUGCUGCUACACGACACUUGCAAUUUGCUGCUUCGAAUCAUUGGAGAUAUGCUUGCAAGCGAUCAAGGCAUCGUCGAGAAGUUUACAACUUGGCUAGAAGUGACGAGGAACUUCCUCAAAGUUCAAUACAUUGAGCACGCAAGGAUGGAUGAGGAUAAUGAAUGCUGCUCGCACGGCCUGCAGCACGCACUUGGCCAACCGGAUAAUUACGCGACAAUGUACUAUUCCGAUAUCGAAGAGAACUCCGAUGCUGGUUUCAAGUUGGAUGGCGUGGACGAAACAACAGCCGACGACGAGACUCCUCCCUCCAUCUCAUGCAACGCCUGCAAAUUUCCUUUCUUUUUCCUUCACAAUCUCGAAGAAGCUGUCAAAGAGCACCAUCAAAGUCGACUUGAUCGGAUUGACAGCACUCGAUCAGACCACGACGAGAGACUUGAGGAUGUCUUGGCUGCCAUCAAUGAUGCCGGAGAAAAGUUUUAUCUUUUCAUGGCGCACAAGAAUCGUGUUGCCCAACAGCAAGACUCACAAGCACAAAUAGAUGAAGAGAUGCAGCAAGAAGUGCGCACCAGUAAGAGUGACGGCACCAAAGUUAUGGUUGUGAUUGACUGGAAGAUGAAAUUCGAGCCAAAGGGUAGACUGGAGUCAACAGCCGAGCACUAUGGAAAACGCGGCAUUUCGUGGCAUGGGGCUUUCGCCUACUUCUAUCGAUACCAGAUCGAUCAAUCUACCGGAGAGGAAUACGUCGAGCGCGUUGUCGUGAAGACCGACCAAAUCUUGGAAGGCGAAUCCAACCAAGGUGCCGAAGCCGUGCUCUCCAUGUUCGAAGCCUUCCUUUGCGGUCUUGAAGAUGAGUUUCCGCACUUGAAAGAACUUGUUGUUUGCUCCGAUAAUGCUAGCUGCUACCAUAAAAAAGAGCUGAUCUUGGGGAUGGCUCUGCUGAACCUUGUCAAGGGUCGCUCCAUCCGAAUCACACGAUACACCCACAGCGAGACGCAGGAUGGGAAGUGUUUGAUCGACGCACACUUCGCACGUGGUACUCGUCAAGUGAUCAAGUAUAUCAAGUGCUCCAGAGCUAUCGAGAACAAGAAAGUCAAAAGCUCCAAAGACCUCUCGAUGGCGCUUGCUUGGAACGGAGGGAUCCAGAACAGCUCUGUUCAGUGGGUUGGUCUGAACCACAAGAAGCUUACCCAACUCGUAGACGCUUUACAUCCGAGUGCGCAGAAGGGCAUGGAAUAUUUUGCAAGAGCCAACGACAUCUUCUUUGAGGAAGAAUCUUUCCGGAAGCCAAAUCUCUGCGCGAGCGACCCAGCGUCUUGGCAGUUUGCCGACUUCAGCCUUCGAGUUUGGGCUUACAGCAACGUUGGUGAGGGUAUUGUCUUUCGUUGCUCCGUUGGUGACGGUACGUUUGCCCCCGUGCCAGAAGAAGAGCAGCACGGCAAGGAAAAUACAGGAGACCGGAAUGAGGACAACGUUCCCGUACCUGACGACGAAUCGGAAGACGAUGACGACGUGCACCCAAUUGUCCAACCCGACGAGGACGAGAACAACAGCGUCAUUUCCGAAGAUUCAGCAGCCGACCUCUAUCUGGACGACGUUGAUCGCUGGAAGAGGCAAUCGUUUGGAAGCGCCAAAGAAUUGCCCAAACCAGUUGGUGACAAGUUCGACCAUACAAAACUCUUGACCGGAGUCAAUAUCAUGGGCAAGACAAGCUUUGGCAUCCUCAAAGCUGGUGCGACCACCACGAUCCAAUCAACCGGAAUGGUAGGAAACGAGGUAGACGACGACGUGACCAGUGACGAGGAAAAUGAAGACGAUGGAACGGAGCCAGCCCAAGCAUCAGACCAGUUACGGUCAAAGUCAAGAGCUGCAAUUCCUCGUGCCUUGGCGAUGGUUGAAUCACUUAUCAGCAGCCAUACUGUCAAGAUCAGCGCUGGAACGGACGGGCAUGUCGAUGAAUACGAUCUUGCGAAAGAUUUCGUCCUCGACGGAAAGAAGACUCCUUUCAAUAGAGGGUAUGGACGACGUCCUCUCGUGGGAGAUGUUUACGGGUGGAACAGGAUGACGCCUCAAUACCAUGCCGAAUGUGUGGAAUUUUGCAGGAAAGGAGCCAUGAACAAAGCAGAUAAGAUGAACGCAAAGCAAAUGUAUGACUUGCUAUUUGAGAGGCACAAAAGCUACAUGAUCCCCUCGGAGCACACCAUCCAGAACAAACUUCAACCCAUGAUAGAGAAGGUAAACAAAGAGGAAGAAGAGAAGAAACAAGACGAAAAGAAAAAAACCAAGGGCAAAACGAAAGCUGCCAAGGCAAAAGAGCAGCAAGAAAAGGAAGAGCCGCCUUCAAAGGAGUACGCAGCUGCCGAGAAAAGGGCGUUGGAUGCUGUGAAACGAAAGAUAAAGCAGCGAGGAUCGAGUCUCAUGAAACCAAUGUACGUUUAUCAGCGGCUCUACAGCAAAGGAGUUUGUUCUCGUUUGACAAAAGACGAACAAAAGAAGCUAUCGGAUAAGGUAAGAGGCAGAUGGAGCGCCCUCAAGAGCUCAAGGAAAAACAGGAGAGACAAGCUUGUGAAGAAAGUAUUAUUGUAG